AUGACAGAUCAACCUCAGAGUCUCAAAGAGCUACUACAAACGGCAAAGGCCCAGAAACAAUCAAUAGAGUACAGUGCCGAGCCCAACAGCGAUGCCUACCGACAGGAAGUGUCCGCGACCAUCGACAAGCUACAAGAAUGCCAGAGGUUGAUCAGUCAGCUAUCACUAUUCAGUUCAAACGAAGGUUUAGAGGAUAUCUCAACCUCUAACUUACAGUUCUUAACAGUCGAUUAUCUCUUAGCUGAAGUUGUUCAGCGUACCUUGUCGACCGAUCGAGAAUCCGUACUGCGCCGCGCCCAGGGCGAAUAUGAAAAAUUCCUGACCCGGCUUGACGAUUAUAGACUGCUAUCAGACCACAAUAGAAAACUCUUCGAACAAUACACCGAAAACCCAGCGCGAUUUUCACUCGCCUCAAAGAACGAUGCCGCCAACAGACGGGAAGUCAAGGUCGCACGGUUCCGGGAAGAAAAGGAGCUCAAACAAAAAUUAGAGUACUUGACACAGAAUGAGAGCCGACUCCAAAACGAGGAUGAAGCGACGAGGAAAUUAUAUUUGGCCGAAAUCAACUUUUACACACAUCAGACUUUUCAAUCCCUCGAUAUGAUUGCGCAAGAAUUGGACAUGCUAUCUCAGAUGCACAAUGCCCCUCCCGUCUCAGCUCUGCAAAGCGACCCAAGAAGUCGAGAGGCGACGGACAAAAAUAGCUAUUCUGAAAGACUGGACGGUCCACUUAGUCAGCUUCUCAAGGGCGGUCGCUCUGGUCCACUGCUCAGUAAAUCUGGAAAGCCUUUACAACCUUUUACACUGACGAAUAAACGUACCGAGCUGCAACAGGGAGUUUUUAGAUCAGGGCAUAAUCUACCUACAAUGAGCAUUGAUGAAUAUUUGGAAGAGGAACGAAGGCGUGGUGGUAUUCUAGAAGGAGGAACAAAUAAUGAGGUGCCAGAACCUGACGAAGAUGAUUUGGACAAAGCCGAUGAAGAGACGAUGAAGGCACGCGCUUGGGACGAGUUCAAGGAAGAUAAUCCGAGAGGCUCGGGAAAUACUCUGAAUAGGGGUUGA
Talaromyces marneffei is the source of this 1062-nucleotide messenger RNA. RefSeq lists its product as uncharacterized. Gene Ontology annotation, molecular function: protein phosphatase 2A binding. The transcript has 2 exons. Bases 1 to 1062 code for a protein of 353 amino acids. Gene Ontology annotation, biological process: regulation of dephosphorylation; regulation of signal transduction. Gene Ontology annotation, cellular component: cytosol. Lineage: Eukaryota; Fungi; Ascomycota; Eurotiomycetes; Eurotiales; Trichocomaceae. The record is from RefSeq and is a predicted model, not a curated record.